UUUGUUACCAUCGCCCCGCAAUGUGGUAGAAAUUUAUUCGAGAAAAUAAACAAUCUUUUUUUGUGUUGAUAAGCGGGUUCGCUAUCGGGCCACUGAUAACCACCACAGAGCAGUAGCUAAAGAGUUUCGUAUACGAGUAUAUAUAAAUCUAACAAUUUCAGACAGUCACAGCAAUUGUAAUCGAUAGUACCCACAAAGCACACGUAGCCACAAGAACUACGCAACUACACAGAAACUCCAUAUAUACGUGCAUACAAGAAUCGAAAGUCAGAAGACCUUUUACCACGAAAGCCAAAUACUCGUAACAGAAGUUGUUUCACAUAUGAAAAUGGCAAACCUUAAGCUGCAAAUAGUCGCCCUCUGCUGUGCGGUUCUACUGACCGGCAUAGCUGCCAACACGGUGUCCAACAAUGAGGAGGAUUGUCCAUCGGUAUGCGCUGCCGUCUAUCGUCCAGUUUGUGCAACAGAUGGCAAAAUUUUCAAAGAGUUUGCCAACGCCUGCGAUCUGAAGGUCAGCAAUUGUCGUCGUGAACGUAGCGCCCUGCAGAAGUAUUCAUUGACGGAUAAUGCCUGGUGCAGCUCAGAGCAUGUGGACAAUUUGCACGAGAAACUGGGCUCCGUCAAAUUAGACCGGCCCGAGUGCUUCAAGCCCUGCACCAUGAUCUAUGAGCCCCUUUGUGUGACCAAUGGAAAAUAUCGCGGAUUGAUAAGCAAUCUGUGCAUGCUGGAGGGCUUCAAUUGUGCCCUCAAGGCCACGGGCGUUUCAGAGCAGCUGAGAGUUCUGCAACCUGAGCGCUGUUAGGGAGCGACAGAUCCCUUUGGAAUGGAACAUUACAGGCUGAAAUAUAUUUUUAUACCUCACGUUAAAUUUCACAAGCAACACCAAAAACGAAUAUUUUUGAAAUAAUAAAUAUGACAACAAAUUCAAUAAAUUCGCUAUAUUCGUAA
Scaptodrosophila lebanonensis is the source of this 948-nucleotide messenger RNA. It is a transcript of the gene Kaz-m1, whose product is annotated as enhancer of split M1 protein. Lineage: Eukaryota; Metazoa; Arthropoda; Insecta; Diptera; Drosophilidae. The record is from RefSeq and is a predicted model, not a curated record. The transcript is spliced from 2 exons. Gene Ontology annotation, molecular function: protein binding. Bases 323 to 802 code for a protein of 159 amino acids.